Molecule: messenger RNA, 1857 nt
Organism: Schistosoma rodhaini
Lineage: Eukaryota; Metazoa; Platyhelminthes; Trematoda; Strigeidida; Schistosomatidae
Source: the annotation of a GenBank genome assembly
AUGGAAAAUAAUACAUUACCAACAAAUACUAUUCAUAAGAUAGUUAAUGAUGAAGAAAACGCUGAUAACUGUUGUCAUCAUGAAUAUCAUAAAUAUAAAAAUCGUCAAUAUCAACGUCAAGAUAAUGGAUUAAUGUCAUUGACAUCAUGUAAUUCUAUUCCACUUCCAUAUAUGCUUAUUCCUACAAGUGAAUUAGCUUCAGGUGGUUCACUUACAUGUACAGUUGUUAAUAUCUUGCGUUGUUUAGGUUUAUUGGACCGUUGUGGGGUGGAAGAUUUAUGCGCAAUAUUAUAUGAUUUCUGGAAUAAUAAUUGUCAUGCUCCAUUUUAUGCAGCUCAUUCUUUUUUUAACUCACAUGUUAUAUAUCCAACAUGUUGGGAAUUAUCGCGUAUGGAAGAAUCUGUGGUAACACGAUCAUCCUCUUUUACUUCUCGCACUUUAGUUGAUUCAAGGCGAUCAACAGUACCUGGUGAGGAUUAUGAAAGAAAUUAUCAAAUGUUAAUAAACUGUCGUGAAAGUAAACUGUUAAAUGGAAGCUGUUUAGUUAGUUAUUUAUUAUCUUGCAGUUAUAUGGGUACAAGUUUCCUUGCUUCACAUCCAAUAUAUAAUUUGAAUAGUUUGUCUUCACCUUGUUGUCUACGUCCACCGACAAGUUGCUGUUACUUUGUAAUGGAUAGAGCUAAUCAAAUUUCGCCUUAUAAUACACCGGCAACUUAUCAUCCUAAUUUAAUUCAACCAAUUUCUAAUUCAAAUAUGAAUUGGCGUAGAGGUUGUGCUGAUAAUCUUGUUCUUAUGCUUACACAUCAUAGUUCUGGUUCCAAAAAUACGUCUUCAGUUGUGGAUAAGCUUCUUACAGGAUGCUUCUUUCCUGGACGUACUUCAUGGCGCUCCGUAUGGCCUUUUAUUCAUAAAAACCAUUCGAAAUGUUUUAACUGUACUAAACCUGAGAGUAAUACGUCUGAUUCUCUUGCGCUAUGGUUUUCUGCAUGGCUUUAUUGUGGAGCGAUACCUGUACUAGCCCAAUUGUGUGAUUCAGUCUAUUCAAAUGCAAAGUAUUUUCCUCCUGAUAUCUUACAACGAAGUUGUAAUUCUUCAAGAUACUCAGCACAAGAACUUGUUUGGUCCCAUCGUCUUGUGUAUGGUGUCACAGAAAAUAAUGAAGUUUACCUUACAAAUCCAAACGAACUAGUCCCUGUCCAAUAUGUCUUGGAUCAAUUAUCUAAGAAGCCUGAAAUCCGUAUUUCUAAGGCACAAAUUUCAAAUUUGUGGACAAAGCAUUAUUUACAUUCAAAAUUAUACCCUGAUAGGGAUCAAACUAUAGAAGAUAAACAACAUACUUCUUGUAAAUCAACAUUUUUCACUGGUGAAAGUCUUGCUCUACUUGCCAGACACCCAGAUCCUAGAUGGGCUUCUAUGAACAUAAUGGGACAAGUAUUGUGUACUUUGCGCAGUUUGGAGCGUUGGGCUAAUACUCUAGAAUUAUCAAAUGUGGUAUCGUUAGAUUGUGUAAACCAUCAAUCAGCAUUAUUUCCUGAUACAACUUCAUCUAUCAGCUGUAGUCGUACAAACUCUACAGAAACGGAACAAUUUUCGAAUUCUCCAGCUAUUACCAUUUCAUCAGCUCAGUUGCCUGGAAUUAGUCUUUUUGUCGAAAAAUCCAAUUGGGAACUAGUUCAUACAUUAUUACAAACUAAAUGCAUAGAAUAAAUGUCGCAAAUCAUUAUCAACAUUAUGAUUUCAUUUAAUUUAGUGAAAAUUGCCAUGCAUUUAAUUUAGAGUUCAUCAAUUCUUGCUUGUGAUCAUUAUAAACCUUUCAUAUACAUAUGCUAGCCUGUACGUAUAAAUCUUCCUUUGUCA